Molecule: messenger RNA, 723 nt
Organism: Erythranthe guttata (spotted monkey flower)
Lineage: Eukaryota; Viridiplantae; Streptophyta; Magnoliopsida; Lamiales; Phrymaceae
Source: RefSeq, a predicted model, not a curated record
AUGGGUGAUUAUCAAGAUCGCCUCCAACCGACGCUCUAUUGCGAUCUUUCUCACGUGGAAUUCACCACUCCAGAAGAAACUGACGACCACAAUAAUCGGUCGGAAAUCAACUUGAACUUCUCUUGGAAAGUUGAUUUUUCCGAGUGGAUUAUUCCACAUGCAGUUCAACAAUAUUCUACAAACCCACAGGUUGUUAGACGAUUCAAUGAAUCCACAACCAAUUUCUCCUUCGGAGUGAGCCGCAUGCAGUUUCGGUGUCUCAGUGAAUUAAGGGGAGUCAUGGAAUUCGAGCUGAGGGGCGUGUUAGACAAUUACGAUUUUCGCAGAAACGUGGCUGAAUAUGUUAUCGUAACAACACUGGCAAGCUUCGACAUCGAUAUUCUCGCAGAGGGCAGAGUUUUGGAUUUUUACUUCGACGUGUUGGUAGAUAACCAACAAAUUGUAUUUGGGCCUGGGGAAAUUUAUGAAGAGGAAUAUAAUUGUAUGGUUCCAGCGGAGGAUUCAUCGAUAAUGUCGUCAUUGAAGAGGGUGGCCGUUGAUUCUAAUCAGAACAUUAGUUGCUCGAUUUGUUUGGAAGAUCUGUCGUCGGGCGGCGACAAUAAUUGCGAAGAAGCGUUAAGCAUGCCGUGUUCGCAUGUUUAUCACGGGGACUGCAUCAAGAAGUGGCUUACCAUUAGUCAUUAUUGCCCACUCUGUCGAUUUGAGAUGCCAACCACGAAUUAG